This is a messenger RNA of Penicillium verrucosum, 231 nucleotides long. Its product is annotated as Major facilitator superfamily domain general substrate transporter. NCBI's taxonomy places the organism in Eukaryota, Fungi, Ascomycota, Eurotiomycetes, Eurotiales, Aspergillaceae. The transcript has a single exon. Bases 1 to 231 code for a protein of 76 amino acids. The record is from RefSeq and is a predicted model, not a curated record.
AUGGGGAUCUUCAAUGCCGUCAUUUUGGCUUUCUUCCUCUCCAUGUAUGAGGGAACGAAAUACGUCCCUGCGUUUAGUGGGAAAGCCGGUGCUACCAUUGGAGAAGACGAUCCAGCUAUCGGAAUUAGAGAAGAUGGUCUGGUCAAAUUUGACUGGAUGCCUGCAGCCAAUGGCAUUGACCAGGCUCGUUCCCACCAUGUGCUAGACAGCACCAUACCGCAGAAUUCAUGA